AUGCCCAGUUUUCGGUCGCCAGGAAACAUAUCCGAAGUCAACGAAAUCAAAAGCUCCAACUGGGAAGCAGUGGGAAAUACCCGAUCAGCCCUGAAAGAGCAGCUUGGUAACUUGUACUGGAAUGGCGUGAGGCAGGAGCUGAAAGUGAUCUUGUUCACUUUGAAGAAGUUGCAGGAGCCUGACUCCAAAAGAGUGCUUGAGAGAGAACAGGAGACCCUCAGCGAUGACACACCCUUUGGCUUUGAGACAUUUGUCGACCAAGUGUCUUUGGAGUCUCGCAAACUUGCUUAUUCCUACGGGAAACAAACAGAACGUUAUGAAUCCAAGGAAAAGCUAUUGUCGACCUACGAAGACGCAAUUUACCACAAAAUCUCGAGCGAGAAUGCGAAACAAAGAUCCAGCAAUUUGAACACUGCCAUCAAAUCAUCAGUGCUGGAGAAUGACAAGAAAGACGUUCUGACCCCUAUCGAACGCUAUGCAAGAUCUCUUCUACGGACAGCUGGCUUCCUUGACAUGGAAAAGGUCAUCGAACAUCGACCGACGCUGGAGAAGUUCAAGUUCUGGAAUAGGAAGGCCGUUCCUCAAAUGGCUUUUACCGGCUUGACAACCAACAUGAACCCCAUCUUCGAGCCUCUCAAGUGUGACGAGUGCAAUCAAACAAUCUAUGGUAGCAUGUUCAAGAAGAAGGAAAACAACGACAAAACGACUAUUUCCGUGUGUGAAGACUGCUACAGAACAAAGCAUUACGGCGACCUGUCGUAUGCAAAGAAGUAUCAGCACUACGAUCUCGAAGAAGAGUCAGAAGUCAGCAUGCCAAGCAGCACAUAUGGCGUUGCUGAUCUUGAGAGAGGAGAGGAAGAGAUCCCAUUCUACCUACGGCAUUACACCAAAAAGUAUCCAUUCGGAAACGUCCACAUGGCGUUACGGAUUGGUCCUCUCACUAUUGAGAACGGUGUGGCAAACACGAAGGGAGGAGCUUUGAUCAGUCUGCGAGAUCCUCCGCGACUGUUAGCGGUAGAGGAGCCCAAAUCUCAACGACUGAUCGCUAUAAGCCCCAGCUUACCGCGAACCAUCUACACCCAGACAAAGGACAAACGAGCAUGGGUGCCAAAACGAAUCAAAGCAGUGAUGAAGCAGGUCAUUGGUUCACCGUUUUCGGGACUGUCUGAUGGCAAGAAAGAGCUGCAAGUCAUCCAAGAACUGGUUCGUGCCAGCCAGCUGAAAACUCUUGGCGACCCCAGUCUCUCUAGAGCAGAACAGAAUAAGCUGGUGGAACGAAUCCUCGGUCAUUUGCUCGGACGCUUGAAGGAAUUGUUCAGGGACAGGCUUGACACAUACCUGAGCGAUUUGACAAUGAAACUCUUCCAUCCCGGCACGAAGAUCCAAUGGAACGCAAGAGAGAACAACUGCCAGAACUUCUGCGACGCGCUGAUCAACCGCCGCCGUCUCGGUCUCCUAAUCGACCAGAACGUCGGAACAAAAAAGCCCCCCCUCUACCUAAUGAGCUUCGUCUGCCGCAAGGAGGCCUACCCAGUCGCCCGCGUGCAAACCAAACUCGACGUCCCCAGCGGCCUGACAGAAGAAUACCUCCUGAAGUUCCGCUUCGGCCUCCACCAGGACUCAGACAUCGUCGACAGCCUGCACGAGUACUGGACCGACUGGGGCGCCUUCGGCACGCACCUCUACCCCUUCCAAGACCUCUUCCCCUGGGACUGCAGCGAGGCCUUCGGCCGCCACCCGGUCCCCUGCUCGCGCUGCACCAUCUCCAAGCACGUCUGGGCCUUCCCCUACGACUCGUGGUCCAUCAUCUCCCUCCACCUCAGCCGCGACCGCUUCCUAUACGCCCCUUCUCCCUCCACCCCCGACGACGCCGACGACGACUCCGCCUGGCACCACAACCGCCUCACCCUCCUCGCCGCCACCGACGCCCUCACCGCCUCCGCCGCCGCCAUGGCCAGAAACAAGGGCUUCCGCCGCGCGACAGCGUGGACUGCACACGACUUCAACGCCUCGUUCGACCGCGUGCGCCUGGGCGGCAUCCACCGCGCGCAGCCGUGGAGCAGGCCGUUCGUGCGCGGCGCGUACAACCACUUCUUCGUCGCCGAGUGGGCGCAUCUGCGUCGUCAGGACCAGGUCGCGGCGUACGAGAUGCUGCGUGAUUUUCGCAUGGAGAUGCUGGAUGUGGGCGUGACGAGGGCGGAUGCGGCGAGGAGGAGGGCGGGGACGGGGGCGCGGGGAGGGAGAGGGUUUGUGGGGGGUGGGGCGCUGGGGUUAGCUGUAGUAGUGGUGGCGGAAGCGGUGGAGGUGGCGGCUGUGGUGGCGGUGGCGGAGGAGCCGGAUGUGGUGGUGGUGGAGGCGGCGGAGGUGGUGGAGGUGGUUGUGGAGGAGGCGGAGGAGGCUCUUGAUCUUGGAGUUGAACAUGGAAUAUCACACCUUGCCAUGCGAGGUAGUUCUUUCAACCAUUUGUUUUCUUAA
Lasiodiplodia theobromae is the source of this 2475-nucleotide messenger RNA. RefSeq lists its product as uncharacterized. Bases 1 to 2475 code for a protein of 824 amino acids. The transcript is spliced from 7 exons. Lineage: Eukaryota; Fungi; Ascomycota; Dothideomycetes; Botryosphaeriales; Botryosphaeriaceae. The record is from RefSeq and is a predicted model, not a curated record.